Egretta garzetta (little egret) is the source of this 9380-nucleotide messenger RNA. It is a transcript of the gene NDUFAF5, whose product is annotated as NADH:ubiquinone oxidoreductase complex assembly factor 5. Lineage: Eukaryota; Metazoa; Chordata; Aves; Pelecaniformes; Ardeidae. The transcript has 9 exons. The record is from RefSeq and is a predicted model, not a curated record. The coding region runs from base 223 to 1014 and encodes 263 amino acids. Gene Ontology annotation, biological process: mitochondrial respiratory chain complex I assembly. Gene Ontology annotation, cellular component: mitochondrion. Gene Ontology annotation, molecular function: S-adenosylmethionine-dependent methyltransferase activity.
ACCGUCCGCGUCCCGCACGCUCCCUGGCGGCUGCAGGGCCACGGCCCGGGGACGCGACUCGGGAAGGAAGGCGGGCUUGUGAGCGCCCUUCCCUGCCCCGUCUCGUAGCGGUAACCACAGAAGGAUGCUCGAUGUGUUUCGUUCAAAAAGGCAUCUGGAAACGAGCAGACGAAACUUAAUGUAGGCUAAAACUUAAAAUAGCUUAAGUCUUGAUUGCAUUUUAUGUUGCUGAACUUGUCCUUUAGAACAUUUCCUCUUGCUUUGGAUCUGGGGUCUGGAAGAGGUUACAUAGCUCAACAUUUAACCAAGGAAACCAUUGAAAAGCUUAUUCAAGUUGAUAUUGCAGAGAAUGCUUUAAAAAAUGCUGUAGAAUCUGAAAUCCCUACGGUCAAUGUUGUAGCUGAUGAGGAAUUCCUUCCUUUCAAAGAAGAUACAUUUGAUCUUGUUGUUAGCAGCUUAAGUUUACAUUGGGUGAAUGACCUUCCUAGAGCUUUUAGAGAGAUUCACCAAGUUCUUAAGCCAGAUGGAGUAUUCAUUGGUGCAAUGUUUGGGGGAGACACCCUGUAUGAGCUUCGCUGCUCUUUGCAGCUAGCAGAAUUGGAGAGGGAAGGGGGAUUUUCUCCUCACGUAUCACCAUUCACUGCCGUCUCUGAUUUGGGGCAUCUGCUGUCGAGAGCUGGCUUUAACACCCUGACUGUGGAUACUGAUGAAAUUCAGGUCAACUACCCAGGGUUGUUUGAGGUUAUGGAAGAUUUGCAAGGUAUGGGUGAGAGUAAUUGCUCUUGGAAUAGAAAACCUCUGCUACACAGGGAGACCAUGUUGGCAGCUGCUGCAAUUUACCGAGAAAUGUAUGGAAAUAGCGAUGGCUCGGUACCUGCCACGUUUCAGAUAUACUACAUGAUUGGCUGGAAAUUCCAUGAGUCACAGGCAAGACCAGCCCAGAGAGGUUCUGCAACAGUUUCAUUUGGAGAUCUGGCGAAAAUAGAUGGACUUCUUUCAAGAGGAAAAAAAUAGUUCUUCAUCAGAAAUAAUAGUUGUCUUGAAGCUUCUAUAAAACUUCUCAUUGCAAAUAGUCCUCACUUGUGCUUAUUUUGUGACGAUACUCUGCAAUUAUGAUAAUCUUCACACAGCAGGUGUUUGGUUUUUUUACUGCCUAUGCUGCGACAUCAACUGUGUGAAAUGGUGUUCACUUUUUUGUUUCUAGAGAAAUAUUUGAGUGGUAUUCAAAGUGAAUACAUACUCUCCCAGCUUUUGACUAAAUUACUAUUCUCAAAUGUAAUGCCUCUUCCAGCCCCACAACUGGAAAUAUUUCUAAACAUGAAUAGUAGAGCUCAGCCAUAAAGAAAGUUGGAUGCUUCAUUGUAGCUCAGCUGAAUGUAUGUAACAUGAUUUGACUCAAUUUACUGGAAGGAGUAGCAAGUGGAAGAGUCCCCUAGCACUCGGAUGUGUAUGUUUCAAAUCCUUUAAUUAGCAUAGAAUUGGCAUUCUCUGGAGUUGGUACUCUUUUGGAGAUCCAUGGCUUUUUUGACCUGUUCUUUUAUCUCAUUGCAUAUGAAAAAUUAUCUAAAUAUGAGUUAUAAGUUACAUAUACAUGUUACUUUCUGCUUUUCUACUGGCAGAGGCUGAAAGACAUGAAGUAUACUUUUUUCUCCUGAGCUCUGACACGGAGCCAUGGCUUUUCCUGUAUAUAACUGCAUUACCAGAAAUUGAGGUUAGUUACAAAUAUGGCCCAUUAACCUGGGGUGUUUAGAAAAAAUAAUCUAUGCAGAGAUUUCACUUGAUUGUAGUACUGAUAGAGAGUGGUAGAAGCAAAAAGCAUGAAGGAUAUAUAAUCAGGUAUACCGUUCAAUCAGUUUUAUCAUUGUAUCUAGGUGUUGUAUCAGUGCUGGUGGAAAUGAAAGCUUCUCCAGGCUUGUGUUAAGAUUAUCCAGCAGGUGGAGUUUGACAGAGUGGUGUGGCACAGACCAAAUAGGCAAGGUAGGCAGAAGCCUUUGUAUUCUGUCAAGGAUUAUUGAAUUGUGAUUCAAAGACUAAUACAGAUAUUAAAGUUACCUCUUGCUGCUUAACCAAUGUUCAAUUUUCAAAAUAACAGAAAUGCUGUUUAAAAAUAAACUAUUCAUGUGGUAUUCAGCUGGCUAGAAGAUGAACUUAAGGGUCUAAUUUGGGGGGUUAUUUUAUCUACCAGGCUUUGACUUUGAGUGAGAAAUGGACAGAGAAGGUACAAAACAUUGUGAUAAGGAGGGUAGGAAUACUCAGUACUGCUUUUGCUUACAAGCCUAAAUCCAUAAUUAUUCAAGGGGAAUGAGUUCAUCUUUCAUUUUCCUUAGAAAAGAACAGUAACCCUCCUGGAAAAAGGAGGAGGGGCUGUAAGUGGUCUGAUAACCUUUGUAACCCUUAGCACUAAAUCUAAAACAAGAGCUCGUAUCUCUGAAAGCCUCCUUUUUUGGGGGGGGGAGGGGAGGGAGGUUGAUUGAGGUUUUUUUUGUAGCACAUCAGUGGACUUCAUACAAGAUACUGCAUCUUUCCACAGAUCUUCUCUGGCUUAAAUAAAAUUCACUUAUUCCAAGGGGAAGCUUUCCAGUUUCCCAGAUGUAGGCUUCCAUGAAGUUGUGUCAAAUGACUGUAACUUUAUGCACUUUUGCUUUAGUAGGUUAAUUUCCAGUCGCUUGAGCUGGCGGUUAUGACUCAGAUGUGUUAAGGGAAUGAGGAGGUGGAAUGUGCUGGGUAAAUGUUAAUUGGAGAAAUGCUCCUACUGUGCUUGUUUGAAGCACUUGGUUGAGAAAAGGAAGGAUUUCCAGUUCUUUGAUUCCAUAUUCUGGAAUAUGUAAACAGUAAAGUAGGUAAGACUGUGAUUUGGUAAUGGGGGAGUGUACCUCCUGAACAGGGAGAAAUAGAAGAGUAGUUUUCUUCCUAGCACUUAGCAGGGGGGGAAAAAAAGUUUAGAUAUUCUGUUAACUUGGAAAAGGACUGGGGAGUAGUAGAAGUGAGGAAUAAUAAAUAUGGCAUUGGAGCAGUGUUGAUUUGAGUUAGGGGGCAUGCAACCGACAGCUGAGGUGUUUAUUUCACUGGCUGGCUGUGUUUGAAUAACUGCCUUUUAUGUGUGUUUUUAACUGCAGGGGUUUUUUUCCCUGUAGUAUUUCUUGGAGUUCUAGCUUACUCUGGUUUCCAGUAGUCACUUUCUUUGUAUGGCACUUGAAUGAAUAGCUUUGAAAACCGUUAGUUUACUAUGAACAGAUGUUUUUGUCACAUAAGGCUCUGUUAAAUUCGAAUUCUCUUCUUCAGAUUUAAGUCUUUAUGGCUUUCUAAAAUUGUAGCCAGUUGCUAGUCUAGAAAUUAUUUUAAACUCUAAGUACAUGUUAAAAAUCAUCUUUUGCAGAGUAACUUCUAAAAAGUAGUUGCUAAGGUGACAAUGUCUUGUAAGCUUAGUUAGUUUUUAAAAUCUUUAUGAAUAAUACAGAAUGUUUUUCUCCUGAUGAUAGAAGAAUGGAAAAAGGAAUUCUAGGAGAUAAUUAUUUUGACUAAUCAAAAGUUAGAAGCCCAUAAAUAAAAAAAAGUUUAGAAGCAGCAUGUUUACACUUAAUGAACACUGGUAUUUUUGAGCCUCAAAAAGGUUCUGAGGGUCUGAGUCAUAGAUCAGCGAGCAUGCUUGUUCAGUGUCUUUGAUUACAAGAUCUGUCAAUGUAUAGUUUUAUGUAAGUCUGCUUAGGAUAUAGGGAUGAUAACGAGGCCUUACAUCUUGCAACCCAAGCAUUAGAUUUUGCAGAUGUCAUGCUUUCAAAAGACUGAGAAUUUGUGAAGUUAAAACAUGUGAAAGGCUUCUUGAUUAUCUCUAAUUUACAAAAAUGUCAGCAGAAGUACAUAGUGAACCAUACAAAAUUAAAUUUAACUGUUUUUUUACGCUGCUUAAAAAAAAGGAAUAAACACGAAUGACACUUUUUUCAAUGUUUUCUAGAAGUCAGCUAAAACUAAAGCUUGUCAGUUGUGGGGGUAGAAACUUGCCAAUUUUUCAUACAGUGUUUAAUUAGAAUUUCCUGAUGCAAAGAUCUGAUCUAGUGGAUUAAAUUUAUUAGAGCAUCUUCUUCAAGAAGCCACAUUAAGAAAGCUAGCAUAUGUGUUAAACCAUUUAAAUUUCCAUUUGUCUAACCCAAGAACUUAAUAUCCACUUUUCAAAGACAUGAUCUAUUUUGGUCCAGAUUUUGGAGCCAUUAUCUAGGGGGUGUACAGUUAUAGUAGUUUGAUUGGAAUCAGUCUGAGCACUGAAGCAUGUGACCUGUAUAGAUACUUGGUUCAUUUCCUGAAUAUCUUAGGUGCCCUCAGGUGAAGGAAAAGUAAAAAGAGAAUAAAGAAAAAGAAAAACCUGAGACAGUUGAGUUUUAGCCGAAGGCUGCAUAUUGGUGUGAAGUAGAAAACACUGAAGAGAGUGCAUGUGCUUCUUGUAGGGGAAAACAACUUGUGGCUUAAAUCAAGCUAGAAUUAAAAUGCUUUGGUUUAUUAAUUGCUUGUAAUUAACUGUUAGCCCAUGAACUAUACAUGCAGGAUUAAUAGCAGCAAUAUGACAGAUAAGUGACUGACUAGACCCUUACAAAGCCUUAGUAAACACCUUCAGAUACCUAAACACAUCUAAACAGCAAUCCCUGACAAGUUUGCAGUUAUGUGCUCACCUCUAUCCCUUUAACAGGAGGUUUGGGUUAGAAGAGCCCACCCUUCCCAGGAGCACGUUAGCCUAUUUUCCAUGCAUCUUUGGAGAUGGGGAUGCUGUAGCUGCAUGCAUACCUGUGUUGUUCCCUAUGCUUCACUAAUCCACCCACUUGUUGGACAGCACCCCACGAGGGGAUGCGCAGUCAGUGCUUGUUGCACCCUGUACUGUCAGCCCGCUGGCAGGCAUGCAGGCUGCUCCUGGCUGCUGGGGAGGGUGAUCCCAUAGGCCUCAACAGAGCUUGAGAUGCCAGGAGGGCAUUUUCUCGGUGUCAGUCCAGGUUUUGACUGCUUCUCUCUUCUCACUGUUAGAAAUGUUAGUGCUUUGGAUACUUGAUUUUAAGCUGAUGCUUUUUUCCCCACCCAAGGUCUCUUGGUAACUGUUUAAUCUGGCUGAUGGUUGUCUUCGUUUUCAGCCUUACCAGAUUGUGAGCAAACACGCUCUCAGUUUUGGAUAUUCUGUUCACACACAUUACACUUGUAUUUAUAUCUUAGCAGCUGAUAUUGUCGCGGCUUUUUUGCCAGGAGGAGGCCACGUGGAUUGGCUCCAUGACUUGGAGCUGUUUCUUGGGGUACAAGGUGCAUUCAUAAAGAGACAAAGUUCUCCUCAGAAAAAUGUUUCUGUUUGGAACCUCAUGUUGGAGCAGUCAUGAUGAAUACUGGGGAAUCGUAUUUGGCCUCAAAGUGUUCAUGGUAGGCCAGAAUGUAUCACAAUACAGCAGUCUCCUAAUGGCUUCAUUUUUACUGCACUAAUGAAUCCCAAUUCAUGCAUUUGUUUUUCUGUGUUCUGUAGGGAUUCCUUAUACUUUGUGCAAGUAAAGUGCAACUUGAAGUUGUGAUCUGCAUGUUGAGUGACUUCUAAUCAUUGACCUAUUCUUUUAAUAUUGCACCCAGAGUUUGUGUGAGUACACUAAGAAAAUAAAGAAUAAAACUACCCUUGUGAAUAAAUGUAUUUAUCAAGAAAAUUUCUAUACUUCUGUUCAAAUAUAAUUCCUGGUUUCAUAGAUUACAGAACUACAGGGACAGAAAUGUGUUGGAUACAUUUCUGCUGUAUAUAAUACCACCUUUUUAGCCAAAUAAACAACCUAAAAAAAGUGACUAUUUUACUUAGUAUAUGCAUUACUUUAAAUGGUUUGAAGACCUAAUCUUAAACUUUUUACUUCUAAGGUGAAGUACCCUAAUAUUAAGAAAUUACUUAUUCUGUAGAAAUAGUAUCCAAAAUGAACAGUUUACUAAGGGAAUCUAAUGGGUAACAGGUCUAGUAACUAGUAACUUCAAAUUUUUUGUUGAUACUGGAAUUCCUGUACUCUGUUUUCUCCCUGAACAGAGCCACCGAUGGAUGUAUGUAAUGUCCCCUUUUUAGCUCCUCCAUCAUCUCAUCUCUACAAAGUGUAUAUAUAUACUUCUUUAGCAUCUAGGUGGCACAAGCAUCCAUUCUUACCAAAAGCUACUUAAGGGAUGUCAAGUCUCCUACUUAUUUUCUACUAUGUAUUCUAUUUUUCUUUUUGUGAAGAUCUAUUAGUUUAUUCCAGUUCUAGAAUUACUCACUGCUUUAAUUUGGUGCAGAACUUACUGACUUUUGAUAGAGGACUUCUGAUGUUAUUUCUUAAUAUCAGAGUCACUUUCACUUUUGUAAUUAAAAAUGUAAUUCCCAUAAAGAACCACUUUAGAUUUGAUGAUUAUAUUCCCAGUCAGUAUUUUUCCUGACUCAGCAGCAGAAUGCCCAGUCUUACAGGAGUAAUAUUGCUGGUUUGAGGCAACAGCUGUAGCAAGAUUUAGUUGGUAAACUAAUGCUGAACUUCCUAGGUAGCCAGGUUCAAAAUAUAGACCAAAGUCAUGUCACAGCCAUUUGCAUAGCAUCCCAUCCAUGCCUGAUUUUUUGCCUGUCAAUUUCUUUAGUUGCCUAUAGUUAUUUCUGGAAUUCCAAAAAAUAGCAGAGAUGUAGCUACUGCCAAGAGGUUUUGUUAGUCACAUCUCAAAGCAUUCCUUAGAUUAUUUUGCCUACAGGAGUCAGCUUAGAAGGUAUUCUCAGGAGGAGCUGUGGUGCUGUUCAGUCAGCAGGCAUAGAGCACUUGUUUGAUGUGUGGAUGAUUGAUCUUCGAUUACCACCUUUCACAAAACAAAUGAAAACAUCUGAAGUUUAUAUGUAAGCUUUCCAAAUAGUAGCUUACAGUUUGGAUUUGGUUUUGUUUGGUUGUUUUUUUUCUCUCCUUGCUCAGUGGAUCUUUGUUGUAUGAACACUGAAUGGAUUGGGUGAUUGCAUCUAUAUUCAGGACGUUUUACUGCAUGGUGGCUGGUACUUUUUGGUAGAUGGGAGUUAAUUAUCCCUUAUUCAGAAGAGAGAAUUUAAUUUAUAGCUUCUACAACUCUGUGGUUAGCUAUCUCAAAGUUAUGGAAUUAAAAGGUAAUAGUAUGAUUUUUUUUAUUGUCCCCUGAGAUAUGCUUGGAGUAGACUUAGUUGUUUCACUUUGGGAAAGGAUUCAGGUUUACAAACCCAAAGGCUUCAUAAUUGCAGGGAAGUGUUUCCUUGCGGUUCCCUGCAGAGAGUUAGUAUAUCUUCACAAAUGUAAAAUCACUCUGCGUCUGUGCUCCUUGCUGGUCUUUUCUACUGGGCAGCUCAGCUUUGUUUUACCAGCUUUCCUAGAUGUCUGAACAGUCACACAGAGACAGUGAGUAAUUUCAGAAAUCUUGAGCAUCGAAGUCAGAGUCCCUUAGCUGUAAAAGGAUCUAAGAGUUAGGUGUUACAGUACUGAGUACUGCAGCAUACAAAUGCUUCUGUACAUCUACGGUCUCAGAUUCUGCUUUUGAGUAUUGCUGAAUAACUCCAUUUAAUUGUACUGUAAAUAUUAUUGGGUUUCUAGCGGUUAACCAUCUUGAAAACACAUCAACAUGACUUAGUAAGUGUAACACUUGAAAUGAAUUUACAAAUGAAUCUUGGCAUAAGACAAAUGUAUUUUAACACUGCAGUUUGUAUGCCUGCUCUCUGCAUAUUUAUUUUCAACCUCCAGUUGAUUAGCUGCUUUGUCUUGUGUACAGAAAUGGCCUGUUUAAUGCAGUGGGAAGUCAAGUAGAAGCCGGCAUUUGUUAAUGGAUGCUUAGAACAGGCACAGUCAGAUGUUUUAAAUUAUUCUAACUAAGCAGUAAUUGUAAUUUAUUUCUAAAGAUAGAAGUAUAGCAACCCAAUUACCUAGUUUCCUCACAGACUGUAAUGAGUACAGUUAGCAUAAAAUUGGUCUAUAAAUUUAAUGGGCAAAUUCUUGUUGUGUGGACAUUGAAAACACUAGCAAAAAUGUGGCAAGCCCUGUUAGAGUCUAUAUAGUAACUUGUUCCCAUUAGAUGCUUCCUUGACAAAAUGCAUUACUGUAAAAUAUCCAUCAAAUCUGUUCAGUACAAGGAGUUCUUAAAGUAUUAGCUCAACAGGGGUGGAAGUAGAGUUGAAAGUUCCUUCAGGAAAAAAAACUUCUUUUUGUCUGGGUUAGCAGUAGGGGUUUUUUCCCUUUUUAACAUGGUAUUACGACUAUACAUUCAAACUUGUGAUAUAUUUCAGGUUGUGGUUAGUAUCAGGCCAGUUUUGUAUGUGCAGCCUUAUAAGAAUACUUGGAUCAGUUCUUCUAAAUGUAAAAUAUACGUAUAGAUGAUAAAGAUAAAAAAAGAAACAAACAUGUUGGUACUGCACUGAAAAGGGAAGGGGGUGCUGGAGUCCCCCAGCCAAUGCAGAGAUUCUCAAACAAGGAUUCCGGCAGCUGCUGAUGUACACAGGUGCCAGCAGUUGUGUAGUUUGCUGGAUGUAACCAGGUCUGAGGCACUUCAGAAUUUCUAGCUGAUAGAAUCCAAAGGAUGCUUUUCCCUCACUUCUAGAGCUGAUUUGUCUAUGAUGGGAAAUUCUCUUUGUGACUGUAUUUUUAUACAGUACAGUAAAGAAAACUGAGAAAAACAUAGUUACGUUGCACUGACCUGCCAAGAAUGAAGUGGUAAAAAUUACAGGCCACAAGAACAUGUACUUAGUAAAAUAUGAAGUUUCUUCUACUUUGCCUGUUCUGUAGAGCAUGAAUAAACUGUCAAAAACCCCCGAGGCUUGAAGAAUAGAACCAAGUUUUUCAAAGUAUGUUUUCAUGAUGGACUUUUCAUUUCACCUCUUUGUGCAAGCAGGCAUUACUGGAAAGAGGGAUGAAUGUAAGAGACUUUUCCCUAUCACAGACUUCUCAAUCAUGAAAAUGCUUUAAUUACUUUGACAGUGCAUCCAUUUUAAAAGUACUUUUAUUGCAUCAUUCUGUUAAGUACAAUGAAUAAAAUUACGGCUAUGGCUACGACUGUGAAAGUAGGAGUGAGUUAUUUCUUGUGGACUAGAACACCGACUUAGUGGCACUGACUUUCCUAGGGAUUUAUGCCCUACCACACUUUUUCCUACUUGAUAAUUUUGUACAGCACAGUUGCCUGCCUUCCUGUUUUUGCCUUAUAACACUAACUGAGCAAAUGGAAUAGUGUGGCUGAUCCUGGGCUGCUUCUGUGAACUAGUGGGCCACUGUGUGUACUCUGUGGCUAGCAGCUGGCCAAACAAAACAGGCAGUGUGUUCAAUUCUCUUGUUUGUAGGUCCAUUAGAAGAUGUAUUGUUACACUUCUAGGAUUUAACUCACAGCAAUGUAAAUUCUUUUAUUAAAAUGUAUUAUUUGCUUACAUUAUAUAA